AUGGGAUUAGUUCAAACCGGCAUAAUUCUUCUGUCAGCAAUCAUCCGAGUGAUUUUAAGAUUGAGAGCAGAAAACCGUAUCAAAGAAAUGGCAGAAGAUGUAACCGAUGUUAGUGUUCUACGAGAUGGUGAAUGGAAACAAAAUGUAUCAAGUGCUACAUUGGUUCCAGGUGAUGUAUUCAUAGUAUGUGAGCACACAAAACUACCGUGCGAUUCAGUCCUCCUGUGUGGAUCUGUGGUUGUAAACGAAUCUUCAUUGACGGGUGAAGCCAUGCCGAUCCGAAAAUUUUCUGUUCCAAAAGAUGACGGGCUUUACCUGCCCGAUGGUCCUGGAAAAUCAAGUACCCUGUUUGCGGGUACGCUUGUGUCCCAGACUAUGCCGUCCCAGGGUAAAGACCGUGUUAUCGCAGUUGUCUUACGUACUGGAAUUACAAGUGAAAAGGGCACCUUGAUCCACAAGAUACUUUUUCCAGCACCCAUCAGUUUUAUCUUUCAUGAACAUCUCAAGCUAGCCAUUUCUAUUUUACUUAUUUGGGGAGCGGUUGCUUUUGCCCUUGCGUUAUACCUAAUGGGACGAGGCAACAUCACUAGCUGGUACUAUGGAGUGUUUACCAUGUCCCAGAUCUUCUCCCCUCUUUUGCCUGCAGCCUUUACUAUCAACCAGUCUGUCUGUGCGGCCCGUCUCCGCACCAAAAACAUUCUUUGUAUAGAUCUACCUCGUAUCAAUUUGUCUGGAAAAGUCCGUAUCUUCUGUUUCGAUAAAACUGGUACAUUGACUCGCGAAGGUCUCGAUUUUUAUGGAAGUGCUAGAGCUCCGUUAGACAUAACUAUGCCGUUUGAGGGUAGAGAAGAGGAUCCAUUGAAUAUGCAACAUAUUCUUGCUAUGGGUAUUGCAACCUGUCACGCAGUUACAAAAGUGCAUGGCCAGUAUAUCGGAAAUCCAGUUGACAUCGAGUCAUUUAAUGCAAUGAAGUGGGAACUUCUACCACCUGCUGACCCUGAUUAUCUCGAUACCCUCAUACCACCAUCUGUAAAACCUGACGUAAAGAGAGCUCCUGUGCAUGUCCUCCAACGAUUCGAAUUUAUACAUUCCCGGGCAUCUCAAUCUGUUACGGUAUUGGACACAUCUACAUACAGAGUACAUGUAUUCCUCAAAGGAUCUUUUGAACGUAUCAAACAACUUUCACGUCCACAAUCCGUUCCGGCUUAUUAUGACCGUACUGCGGCACAUUACGCACGAGAAGGGUGUUAUGUACUUGCAUUAGCUCAUCGAAAUCUUGGUGUACUUGGAGAAGAUAUAACGAUGGAAGAAAUUAAAACCAUGAGCCGAGAAGAUAUGGAAUCUUUGUGUAACUUUUCAGGCUUUAUUUUGUUCCGCAAUAAGCUUAAGGAUGAUACCACCGAAGCUAUUGCAGAACUAAAAGGUGGUGAUGUUCGUACAGUGAUGAUCACCGGAGACACAGCACUGACAGGAAUAUUUAUUGCUCGUCAAUGUGGUAUGAUCAGUACUGGUCAACGUGCUAUUCUGGGUGAUGUAAAGAAUGGAAGUGUGGUUUGGACCGAUAUAGAUUCUGAAAAAGAGGUGGAUAUCGAUCAAGUACUCGAAGACGACUUCACGAGAAUUGAAAUGAAGACAGUCGAAUUGGCCAUGACGGGAAGAGCAUUUGAGUUUUUGUUUGAACAAGGUGUGAUUCGUAAGUUUCUGCUCCAUACACGCGUGUUUGCACGCAUGACACCAAACCACAAGGUUGAAUGCGUACAACUUCAUAUGGAAAAGGGAGUUACGGCAAUGUGUGGAGACGGUGGAAAUGAUUGUGGUGCAUUGAGAGCAGCUCAUGUGGGCCUCGCACUUUCUGAGGCUGAAGCCUCCAUUGUUUCUCCAUUUAGCACAGGCAAUAGAUCUGUUUUGCAGUGCGUGGAACUAUUAAGACAAGGCCGAUCAGCUUUGGCUACAAGUUUUGCAAACUACAAAUUCCUUAUCCUUUAUGGUGAAUCCAUGGCCUUUUGGGAGCUUAUUAUGUUUUAUUUUACUGUGAUUGCACCUCAAUCGAUCUGGAUUACAAUUGAUGGCUUCAUCACAACAAGUAUGACAUUUGCCAUCACUCAAGCAAAACCUGCUCAUAAAUUGGGGCCAUCGCGGCCUACUGCUAAACCAUUAGGGCCUUACACCUUGGCUUCUUGUUUGGGAGUAAUUUUUAUCAAUUUUUGGUUUAUCGUGAGCAGGUAA
This is a messenger RNA of Phycomyces blakesleeanus NRRL 1555(-), 2226 nucleotides long. RefSeq lists its product as hypothetical. Gene Ontology annotation, cellular component: membrane. The record is from RefSeq and is a predicted model, not a curated record. The transcript is spliced from 3 exons. Bases 1 to 2226 code for a protein of 741 amino acids. NCBI's taxonomy places the organism in Eukaryota, Fungi, Mucoromycota, Mucoromycetes, Mucorales, Phycomycetaceae. Gene Ontology annotation, molecular function: ATP hydrolysis activity; P-type transmembrane transporter activity; ATP binding.